UGGGGGGUUUGUGGCGUCUCUUCUAAUUCCCAGCUACAUGCCGCAUUAUUCAUUUUUGAGAGAACAAGGGAGUCAAGUUCAGAGGGCAGGAAUUGGGAAUUAUUCAUAAUAAAAAAUAUAUAUAAUAUUUCCAGUGUAAUAGCUAAUGAAGGUGAGGCGCCCCGGAUGUGCCAGGAGAUGGCACAACUACAACUAUUACCCUCCCUCCCUCCCUCCCUAUCUCUCUCUCUCUCUCAACAAUUAAACCUCAUAUAUCAGAUUGGUUUACUUUAUAUAAGGAUAUAAACGCCAACUAUCUACUUCUACUUCCACUCCCACAUACACAUACACCAACAUUUACACAUACGCUCUUCAAUCAUACAUAAACUUUACGGAAAUCAUUUAUAUAUGCAAACAGAAUAAUUAUUUUAAAUGUAACAGUAAUUUAGCUCAUUAUGCUAUAUUUGAAAAUAUCCGCAUAAAGGAAAAACCUAUUUCUAGAUUGGCGUGCACCUAUUACAAUUAAAUAAGGGCUUAGUUAGUCGGCCCAAUUGAGGUACAGCCCAGCCCAGUAGAGAAAGAAAAGGACGCCAUUUUCCACCCUAAUUCGACCCAAGCCCACGCCUGGAAGCAUUUCUCUUUCUUUUUCACUGUUCUGUUAUAUAGUUGAAAUGCCUAAGUCUAAAACUCUACUUGCUUCGCGCGGGUUUUAACUUUUACUUCCUCCUGGCUCCUGUCCUGUCCUUCCUCAUUUUUAUUUGGACAUGGCGAUAUUGGGAUUUCUUGGCAUGUCUUCCAGACUCUAUCUCCCUCUCCACACACCACUCUUCCGUUUCGUCCGUAAGCUUAGCCCCGCUUUGAUUACAGUGGGAGAGGUUGUUCCUGAAACACAUUCCGUCUUCAAUGCCCACACCAAAUCUCCGCCUAUCCCAACGGAUUUUCCAGAAUUCGAUGAUAAUGAUUCUAAGCUGCGCAACUGGAAAAGGUUUUCUUCCAAGGAGCUUGGGAUCACUCCUUCCAUGAUUCCCAAACCUACCAGAAAAGUUCUCAACGGGCUCAAGAAAAGAGGUUAUGAAGUUUACCUUGUAGGAGGUUGUGUCCGCGAUCUGAUCUUGAACAGAAUACCAAAGGAUUUUGACAUAAUAACUUCAGCCGAACUGAAGGAGGUUUCAAGAACAUUUUCAUGGUGUGAAAUAGUUGGGAGGAGGUUUCCUAUAUGCCAUGUGCACAUAGAUGGUACCCUUAUUGAGGUGUCAAGUUUUAGCACAACCAGUAGGCCGUUUGAUAGGCAUUUGAACUCUGCUCCUAUUGAAAAGCCCAUGAACUGUAAAGAGGAAGAUUAUGUCCGUUGGAAGAAUUGCUUGCAACGUGACUUUACCAUUAAUGGGUUGAUGUAUGAUCCAUACAACAGUGUUGUAUACGACUACUUGGGAGGAAUGGAGGAUAUAAGACAAGCUAAAGUACGAACGGUGAUUCCUGCCUGCACUUCCUUUCAAGAGGAUUGUGCUCGAAUCCUUCGAGCAAUCAGAGUUGCAGCUCGUUUACAGUUCCAUUUUGCAAAGGAUACAGCUGGAUCUAUUAAAAAUUUAUCCUGCCUGGUGUCUACUCUUGAUAAGGGAAGGCUUCUGAUGGAAAUGAACUAUUUGUUGUCUUAUGGUUCUUCUGAGGCUUCUAUGAGGUUGUUAUGGAAAUAUGGACUUCUAGAAAUACUUCUUCCAAUUCAGGCAGCAUAUUUUAUCCAAUAUGGUUUUCGGAGGUCUGACAAGAGGUCGAAUAUGCUAUUGUCCCUAUUUUCAAGCUUGGAUAAACUUCUGGCUCCUAAUAGACCUUGUCACAGUAGUUUAUGGGUUGCAGUAUUAGCAUUCCAUGCUGCCCUGUCUCACCAGCCUAGGAGUCCUUUAGUGGUUGCAGCAUUUAGCCUUGCAGUCCACAAUGGUGGGAAUAUGAUGGAAGCAAUCAGCAUUGCUAAGAGCAUCAGUAGAGCACAUAAUGUAAACUUUCACGAAUUGUUAGAACCUGAGAAUCUGGAGGUUCAAGCUUUGAUUGAUGAGGUUAUGGAUCUAACUACGUCUGUUAAGGCUGCACUUCAUAAGAUGACCGACGAGCAUUUUGUGUCACUAGCCCUGGAAAUGUAUCCCCAAGCACCAGCCUCGGAUCUAGUUUUUAUCCCACUGGUGGUGUACUUGAAGGUACACAAAUUUUUUUACUGUGUGGCAGAGGGUGCAGAAAGGGGAUUUAUUCCAAAGCGAGGAAAAAUUAAUUAUGAGCAUCUGGCGCUGGGAAACUUGCUAGAACUUCGGCAUGUCUUUGCAAGGAUUGUGUUUGACACUGUCUACCCUCUUUAAUCUCAAUCGUACCCAAGAGUAAGCUUCCACUACGUUUUUUGUGCAGCCAGAGGUCAGGUUCAUUGGAUUGUCUACAGAAUCUUCUAAGUUCUAGAAGUUCAAAUAGUUACCUGGAAAUAGUUCGCGUAUAAUCAAGAGAUUCAAGACAUUACUUUCCAUCACUCGGGGGUAGAUCAUCUGAAAAUUGGUAUAUUAUUUUAUUCUCUUUUAAUCUUUAAGCCAGUAUCUAGGAAUACGAUACAGAAAGAAAAGGGGAGAUGAUGCGAAAUUGGGAAACGAAUGCAGCAUAUCCUACAAGAAGUGAUUCUUUAGCGUGAGAAACCUGAAUUUUGUGGUCCUAAGUAGAAUUAGAAUAAUUUCCAAGUCUUGGAGCUACAGCAUUCCGCAUUUGUUGGCAAAUAGCGUUCACUUGCUAGCGGCAGGAGCAGGGGUAGCACCACCAGUCGUUGGCCUACAGGAUCAAGCAAAUCACAUUUAUUAAGUGCUGACAAGUUAGAUGCAACUGUGGAGCUCGGUAUGAAAGAUGAAGUUAAAAAAAAAAAAA
This is a messenger RNA of Benincasa hispida (wax gourd), 2868 nucleotides long. RefSeq lists its product as uncharacterized. The record is from RefSeq and is a predicted model, not a curated record. Lineage: Eukaryota; Viridiplantae; Streptophyta; Magnoliopsida; Cucurbitales; Cucurbitaceae. Gene Ontology annotation, molecular function: RNA binding; nucleotidyltransferase activity. Gene Ontology annotation, biological process: RNA processing.